Molecule: messenger RNA, 1920 nt
Organism: Pocillopora meandrina
Lineage: Eukaryota; Metazoa; Cnidaria; Anthozoa; Scleractinia; Pocilloporidae
Source: the annotation of a GenBank genome assembly
AUGGCUUACGAUUUCGCAAGGAUAGCUUUUGCAUCAGCCGAAAACUACGAGAAUGUUAGAUCAGGGUACCCUGAAGAAGCGGUCAAGUACUUUUUACACAGACUUGGUAUAAAAGUUAAUGACCGCGCAGUCAGUUCGAAGGAAGCUCGCCCCUUCACAAUCUUGGAAGUAGGUAGUGGGACAGGAAAAUUCACUCGGGUGAUGGUGAAAGUGUUGUCAGAUAAGAAUGUCAGGGUAAUUGCGAGCGAGCCUUUGGAGAGCAUGUGUGAGCAGUUUAAAGUAAUGGUACCUAGAAUGGAUAUCAUCCAAUGUGCUGCCGAAUGUAUACGUGAGUUAAAGCGCAAAAUUUUAUCAUUUUGUUAAUUUAAUUUAUAUUAGUGUAUUUGAAUAUGAAAGCAAUCUUCGCGGUAAUGAACACUACUUGAGCAGUAAUGAAAAUAAGGCCUGAAUUAGGAAAUAUUACGACGGAAGAAGAAAGUAUCAAAGGCCAAAAAAACAAACUGAAAAAAGGGCAUAUGAGAAAAAUGAGAACAAAAUGUAUAAUUCAGAACUAAAGUAACGAAUGGAAUAAAGAUUUACUUUCACCUCCCCACAAACCUCCCACCCUCACUCCUGACCCGUUCAGAUGCAUGCCAUUGGGAAACAGUGGCUGUUCCGUUUUAAUUAAUUGCAAAAUAGCUUUUUGGAAACUGAACGCAAAGGAUGGUUAUAGUCAGACCUGUUACUACUACAAUGAACUUACUUUCUUAUGCUUGAAUGUUAACAGCCCUCCCUGAUGCCAGUGUGGAUGUAGUUGUUGCUGCUCAAAGUUUUCACUGGUUCACAAACCGUGCAGCUUUGGAGGAGAUUCACCGAGUUCUAGUUCCAAAUGGGGCUUUUGGUACCCUAUGGAAACUGUUAGACCUCUCUAUACCAUGGGCCAAACAACUUGGCCAUCAUUUGGACGUUUUAGACAAGGAAAGUUCAUUAGUUUUUCCACAUCAAGAAGAAUGGAAAGAAGUUGUUGGCAUGCUUGUAAAGAGUUUAUUCAGUUUUCCACAAGAGUACAUAGGGUUUGAGCACAGUUUAGAAGUAAGUUCUUGUAAUCAAGCUUAUCAACAUUUUGCUUCCUAUUCUGUUAUUGCUGGAAACAGUGAAAUUAAAAAGAAGGCUUUUAAAGAGUUUUUUGAUGAGCUCAUGAAAAUGCAUUUUAAGGAAAAAGGCAACCCAUGUACUAAGAUUCCAUUUACAAUAUACAUGUACUGGUUUCACAAAGAAGUUUAAAUUUCAAGAACUCACAAAUGAUAUGCAUAGUUUUGUAUGAGUAGCAUAAUAGCAUAAUAACGUUAUUUAGAAAUUCUUGUUGCUAUUUAACAACAUUGUAAUUUUAAAAUAAUAUAUCUGUGAAAAAGAAAUAGUUUAACUAAUUUAUCACUACUAAACAUUAUUUCUCUGAAAAUGAUGUGCUGAAUCUAGGGAGUACUUUCUAGAGUCGGGGGAUAGAAUGUCCGAAAGAGAAUGACACAAAGUGAAGAGAUGAAUAACCAACUAAAUCAUUUGAAGAGAAAACAGACCUGGAACAUAAUUUUUAUUAAUGAAAGUUUGAGAACCAUGUGUUGAUACUGGAAAUGCAGAGAGUAGUAAGUAUGGCAACACUUGCGAUGUUCAAACUUUAAAACUUGAUGUACAAGAGAGAUGUUCACUAACAUUGCUGUGUAUUUUACAUCACACCUGGCACAUCCUUAAUUUUUUUUUAAUUAUACCAGUUUACUUUUUUAAUAUGACAUUAAGUCUAUGGACAAUCUCCAUCUAUUUCAAAUACAUUAUAUUCAGUAACAACACCAAAAUGCCUCAAGAAAACUCUCUACCUCAAAUUUAACUUGGGUUAUGUAUUGCAUCAGAAACAGCAAAGUUCAUUUAAGGGUCCUAGCUUUUCUUCCC